AUCAAAUUCACCGAAAUCAAAAGGAAAAAAUAAAAUAAAAAAGUAUUAUUAGGGUUCAUCAUAUACAGCACUACUUUCUUAACGAGAAUGGCAGAUGAAGCAAAUAAAACCGCGUUUGUUGAUAUUCAAGGUCGCAUGAUUGAAACUACUGCUAAAUUGAAACAGGUUCAAAACCAGCUGCGAAACAAGGAAAGCGAAAAAAAACGAGCUUAUUUAACCUUGGAGGAAUUGAGACAGCUGUCUGAUGACACAAACACAUACAAAUCUAUAGGAAGAACGUUUGUCUUAGAGCCAAAAUCAUUUCUAAUGGAUGAACAAGAAAAGAAGCUCAAGGAUAGUGAAACUGCAAUCUCCUCCUUGCAGACUUCAAAGGAGUACCUUGAGAAACAAUUGGCAGAGGUGGAGACUAACUUGCGGGAGCUUCUGCAACAAGAUCCAGGUCUUGCUCGUCAGAUAAUGUCCAUGGCUGUUGUGUAAACCAAUCCAGAUUUGUAUGUGAUCUUAAUAUAUUACGCUGUUUGUUGUGCUUGACCGAGUAUCAUACAACAUUUGAGCUUUGAUAUCUUUGUGAUCUGGAAUCUGCAGCUUAGUUUCGUUCUUUAUGUACCAUGCAAACUAUUCUCAGUAGUUGGUUAAUCAGUUAAACAUGUAACUUUUGUAAUGCACAUUGUAAUUUUAGUCAUUUGAUACAAGCAUGAUCAUAAUUAUCCAUGCAGCUA
Erigeron canadensis is the source of this 719-nucleotide messenger RNA. Its product is annotated as prefoldin subunit 1. Gene Ontology annotation, molecular function: protein folding chaperone. The record is from RefSeq and is a predicted model, not a curated record. Gene Ontology annotation, biological process: protein folding. The transcript has 6 exons. NCBI's taxonomy places the organism in Eukaryota, Viridiplantae, Streptophyta, Magnoliopsida, Asterales, Asteraceae. The coding region runs from base 88 to 477 and encodes 129 amino acids. Gene Ontology annotation, cellular component: prefoldin complex; cytoplasm.